GAAUUUCAAUCUCCGUGCACAUGUGUACAUUCAGGGUCAGUGACUAAUUUAUUUUAGUUGGCUUCAAAUUGCGAAUUGUGAUAAUUGCGAUAUACCCAUUCUUUAUGUGUUUGGUGGUCUAAGAUAUUUGUCAAAUUGUAAAUACAGAAAUACAUGUACUGUAACAUAAGUGGCUAAACAACAAAAAAAGAAAUGCUAGCUUCAUUCAAGCUAACUGAUCAACGGAGGCGUCCAAGGAUCAAUAAUCCUAACGUAUGUACAACAGCCAUUAAAACGUGUUUGUUCCUGUGUAUAGUUUAAUCAUAUAGUCCCCCAUUUGCCAUGCUUUUAAUACUAGCAGGUUUAAGGCCAGCAUUACUAAAACAUAAGCUAGUAAAUGUUCUGGUGGAGGCAUGUCUAUGCUCAGGAGCCAAGGAUGAUGAUGCCACCUCCGACCCAGGGAAACCACAAAAACUAUCAAAGAAGAAAUGGAGAAUGAAGUUCAGGAACAAGCCUGCAUCAAAUGAACACCUGCCCUGGGAGGAGAGACUGGCCGACUCUGUCACUCCUCUGUGGCGGCUGAGUUACUACGAUCAACUCCAGCUGAAACAGAAGCACCAGGAGAGGAUCCUACUACAGCUCUCAGAUCAGGUCUUAUGUGGAGAGUCGACCCAACAUAAGGCCUUGACACAAUGUCCUUCUCCACCCAGGAGUACCAAACUCAGCUUCCCUCUGCUGCCUAUCUUACCGUCACCUGUCAGGGACGGCUACCGCAACAAGUCUACCUUCUCGGUCAACCGUGGCGUGGAUGGCAACCCUAAGACGGUGGGGUUCUACGUGGGAACGGGAAAGGCGGGAAACAUUGUGUGUGUGAACGGGGACCACCUCCUCAACAUGCCUGAGAGACAUAAGCUGGUGGCCAGGUGCUACCAGGACUUCCUCCGCCUUUCAGCCCUGGAGCCCUGUCUGCUGUUCCAUGACGGAGGCCACUGGAGGGAGGUGACAGUGAGGACCAACGCAGCAGGCAACACCAUGGCCAUCGUCUACUUCCACCCACAGAGGCUCAUCCCAGAGGAGAUAGAGGUCCAUAAGUCCUCCCUGGUGGAGUACUUCACCCAGGGGCCUGGUGCCAUCUGCCAACUAGACUCCCUGUACUUCCAGGAGAGCUCCAUGACCCGUUGCAGCCACGAGGAAUCCCCCUACCAGCUGCUGCAUGGCCAGCCACACAUACACGAGGAGGUUUUGGGGUUCAAGUUCCGCAUCUCGGCAGAUGCCUUCUUCCAGGUGAACCAAGGGGCAGCGGAUUUGCUGUACCGCACAGUGAGAGAGAUGGGCCUCCCGAAUGGAGCUCGAGAGGGAGGAGGAGGGGGCACACUCUUGGAUGUGUGCUGUGGAACGGGGGCCAUUGGUAUCACCAUGUCCCCCAGAGCGGACCGGGUCAUCGGGAUAGAACUCAUCCAGCAGGCCGUAGAAGACGCCAGGCACAACGCAGCCCUCAACCAGAUCCAGAAUUGUGAGUUCCUCCCUGGGAAAGCCGAGGUAGUCCUUCCUGGGCUCAUGGGGGUUCUGGGCUCCACCACCGACUCUGGAGGCCCCCUCACGGCUGUGGUGAACCCAGCCCGCGCUGGCCUCCAUUAUCGUGUGAUCAGAGCUCUAAGGAAUCACUCAUCCAUCCGCAGGCUGCUCUAUAUCUCCUGCAAACCCGAAGGAGAGGCCAUGAGGAACUUCAGGGAGCUGUGUUGCAGUCCCGACCCACAUAGGAAGCUGACAGGCGAGGCUUUCAGGCCGACUGUGGCUGUGCCUGUGGAUAUGUUCCCUCACACACCACACUGCGAACUGCUGCUGGUCUUUGAAAGAUAGUCAAUUACUAUCACUACAACUUCCAUAUCAAGUUUUUCUAAUUCUUACACAUAGUGAAUGGUGUCCUCUGGAUUGUGUGAUGACUACAGAGAUAAAACAGUCAAAUCAGUGGAAAGUCAAUUCCAAAAUCCUCUCAAAAAGGAAAGUGAUUAUUACAUGUAUUUUUUUUAAAUGCUGAGAGCUUUUAAAUGUCAUGUAGAAUGUUGAUUGAAAGUUGUAUGUUAUUCAGAGACAGAUACAGGUCUGUAAGUCUAAUGAGGGGGUUGUGUCCCUAUAUCCUGCAGCAGCAGUGAAGCAAAACAUUUCCUGCCUUAUGUGAAUGGAUCAAAAGUAGGAAAUGAGUGGAGAGCAGUGGAAGUGUGUUUGGGGUUGCUUGCUCACAAAAUGCAAGAAUAGAUUCUACACUAUCUUCCUGUAUUCUGUGUUUGAAUGAGGCAUAUGCACAUGCUGUAUUUCCUCUGUUACUUCAUGUUACAUGCCUGAACUGAGUAGGCAUAAAGUCUAUAUAUCUACACUAGGUGGUGCAAUGGAGUCCAAUGGUCCAACUAUUAACUUAUACUGUGUAACCUUCAGUUAUGGUACACAUCUUCCAUUAUUGCUGACAUACAAGACAGAAGGUACCCAUACACUUGAUCAACUAGGGUGGAAUCUACAGUAUUUGAUCAGUUCUCCUUUCUAAAAACCCAUAGUUAACAUAUAACAAACUUAGAACAAAAUACAUUAUGGAUGUAUUUGACAAGUUUGGGGUCAAUGCAGGAAGUAAGCAAUUUUCAGUCCUGCUUUAAACCAAAUACAACUCACAAAGUUUAGCAUACAUAAAGGCUUCAUAAGCACUACAUAAAUGCUUCACAAAUCAUUUAAGUGUAUCGCAUAUUCUAUCAAUGGUGUAUAAACAGUGCGUUAUGUCACAUUUCCCGAUUCACUCUACAGUGGGAAUGACAAUGUCACCUUUUAUAUACCAUUUAUGACAUAUGCAUAUAGAUAUGACCAAGGUGGAUGUCCAAGGUGGAAUUUAAAAAAUCACAUGUAUUUAAGAUGCUUUAAAAGUUGCAUAUACAAGCACAACUUUACAAAUUGGUUUGAAGUACUAAAAGGACAAAACAAGACACUUGAGGCAAGAAGCAUUUCAAUAUAGCCUUUUCUCAUUUUUUAUGACUUACAAUCAGCACUGUCCAGGACAUAGCUUAGAUGAAAAGGCCUACAAAAAUGCUGGCCUCAUUAGAUUUAUUUUCAAAGGCACAAGUAGGUAUGUCAGACUUCAAAUAAGUCGGAGCACUAGCAAAACUGGGAAGAAGUGGAAUAAUAGAAGAAGUAUGGAGAACAACAAUACUGUUCUUGCUGACAGAAGCACACUAAUCACCCUAUAUUUAGCCCAUUGUGAGGAAUGAUAAUUGUUCCACUGACAAGCUAUUGUGAAAGAACAAAUACGUUUUUCCAACAAACAAAAAAAUGGUUGCUCUAGUACAUUUUUGUGGUUUAGAAGCAAAUUUCCUACAAUUCUACGCAGGCUUUUGUAACAUGACUCAUGGCAUAUUUUGGGUAGGCUAUUUCAUGAUAAUAAUAUUGUAAUUAACAUGAACCAUCAAGUAUAUUAGUUAAACACAUUCUUCAGAAAGAGAUUCGCUCAAUAGAUGCUGACAGUGUCAUACAUUAGAUUAAUUCCCAAGAAAAGUUUAUUUUUGCUUUGCUUUUAAGUCCUCGAACCAAAUAUAUCUCCAUAUGCAUCAGAAUCACUCCUUUCUCAUGAAAGUUGCUGCUUGUUUAUAGCCUAAAGCAUUAGAGUUAAGCAAUGUUUUUAUAAUGCUUAUAAAAGGGAUAUCUUUUUCCCCCUUCAAAAUCUUAAGCUUAAAAGGUAUGCUUUUUGCCAUUUUCAUUAAUAAUGGGUAUGGCAUACCCCCAUAUACCCCCUCAAUUUGAGCCCUGGUUGAAGGUACUGGUUCACUGUACUUCACAGCCACUGGAGUUCUCUGACUUAUUGCACCUAAUGUGCAAAUAAUGUUUCAAAUACGGAGUAGGAGAAACCGCCUGUUUGAGCUAGAGAGGUUACGUUGUUCAUGUGUCGUAAUGUGUUGCAACAAGUGCUCCUUGGCAUGCCUGACAACAGCGUGUGUUUUUUUUCUCCCCAGAAGUGGUCAGAGGGAUGAUGUCAUGCCAGACCUAGACCACCAGAGCUGAUGACCAGUAGGGCUAAUCACAGACUGGCCCCUAAGCCAGGAGAUAAGUAGCCUGGUCCCAGAUCUGUUUGUGCUGUCUUGUGACAGUGACCAUAGGAGUUGGCAAAACAGCAUAUGAGUUGGCAAGACAGCACAAACUGAUCUGGGACCAGGCUAGUAGAACAGUGACAGGUUGACGAGACAGAUGACCACAUUGUCAAACGUAGUUGAGAAAGAGAUAAAUGGAUUCCAGAGGGUCAAGAUGAGCAUGCAUGUAUUGUUUAUCUUUAUGGCGUAGGUGCCAGUCACUUAUAUGGCUUGUAUUACAAGGGGAGUUACCAGGUUGUUUGCUCAUCUAAAUUUGCAUUGAACUUUAAUCAGAUUUCAGAAUGAUAACAUUUCUAGAAUGUUCUCUGAUAUAUUGAUUAGUCAACAUCACAUCAGGGCUGUAAUCAUAAAGGGUCUUAGGGUAGGAGUGCUGAUCUAGGAUCAGUUGAGCCUUUUAGGUUAUAAUGAAUGGACUGGGGGACCUGGGGCUGUAUCAAGUGUCUGAGUAAGAGCGCUGAUCUAGGAUCAGGUCCCCCCCUUGUGGUCUGAUUGUGUUCCGAUCUGGCUGACAACUUCAGGUGGACAGUGCCAGGUUGGCAAUCAGGCUACCGAAAGAGCAUACAGUGGGCGACGUCAGCACCCCUCCUACAAGUCUCCAGAAAAUGUGUGUUUUGGGACCGAGAGGCACUUUUUCAUUACAACGUUGGAGGAAAUAUGUUCCUAGCAUGUGAGGAAUGUGUUUGCUCGCCUCAUACAGUAGUUAGCUACUGCCAUCAGUUGUUGUGUUUGUAUCAUAUUUGACCUAUUCCACCGUUUGUAUAAUGCAUACUGGCAUUUGAAUACAGUGCGGGAAUAGGGAAUCCGGACACACUGUGGACACGGUAGACACAUUUAAAUGUAGGUGUAUGUAGAUGCAUGACGGGUUUGGAACUCCAUGAUCAGAAAUCUAUCAUCAGAAUACUAAAGUUGUAUGAACUGUCAAGUCUUGACAUGGCCUUAGAUGUUCCAUAUGGCCCCAAAUCCUAGAUUAGCAAUCUUACUGACAUGCAGUGUUCAGAGGACAAUUAUGAGCCGCUGUUUGAUAGCGUGCUUUCCACAGUGCAGGCACACCUAUACCUGUUAACCUUCCAAGGAUCCAGUGUUUGAGCAAGUGAACAUGGUUAAAAACCAACCAGACAAUGUCAGGUUAAAUUCCAACCAAUUGUGUAAAUUAUAUGUAUGAUGGGUGUGCUGUGUUUAUCCUACUUGUUCAAUACAGAGAGUUUGUUAUCCAACCAUAUACUGUACUUUAUAGGAUAUUCAAGUCUUUCUUGAAGACCUUAUUCUGACAGUCCAAACUGACCAGUCAAAAGGUAAGUUUACUCUAUGAAAUUAGAGAAUGCAUGUUUCUUUCUACCUACAAAGAGUUGUGACCUGUAAGAUUGUUUGGCUCAUGGCAGUUUUGAAGACUUGUUCCAACAGGUAAAAUAUGGGGCAUGAUUAUAAUUGUGUUUUUGAUCGUUCCAAGGAUCAAGUUUUGGCAAGUUGAAAAUAUUAGGUUAAAGUUCAAACAGCAGGGAAACUUAAUGUAUGACGGUUGUGCUCUGUAAUACAGAACCAUGUACUUUGUAAUUACUAAAGUACUUUUCAGCAGCGAUAUGAGAUUUGCAUCUGCAGUGUAUCUGCACCAAUGAAACUGUAUACGGUUGACUCAUGCCAUGAGACAACCAAAACGCGGGCUGCGGUAGCCUCGUAAUUAGAGACGGGGGUCGGUAACUUCAGGGUUGCCCGUUUCAAUCCUGGAGCUGACUGGGGGGAAAUCUCCAAAGAAUGAGACGGCAUCCGGAGGGUUACGAACUUCAACAUCCCACAUGCUACUUACCGCCGUUGUGCGUUAGAGCAAGGCACUUUACCCCUAAUUUCUCCAGCAGCCCUUAAUUAUGCUGCUCCCGUUUGUGUUAUGUGUCAGAUUGGGUACUGUGACCGCAAAACAUACAUUAUGUCCAUGUAAAUGGACCAAUAAAGGAAAUAUUCUAGUAUUGCAUUGCAGGGGCAGUUAAAGGCUUGUCAUGUUCCAACAGGUAGCCUAAAUAUGGUGUAUUUGUUCCUUCCAAGGAUCCAGUUUUGGCAUAUGAAAAUACUAGGUCAAAGUUCAACCAGGCAGGAAACUCCAUGUACGACAAUUCUGCUCUACUUGUGCAAUAUGGAAAAUAUAUUUGAUGCUUCCAUAUACUUUCUUUUUGUACUUUUAAAGCAAUUAAAUAAGAUCUGUAUUUGUAGUGCAGUGCAGUCUAAACUAUAUAAGGUUGGUUGACUCAUUGCAGUAUUGAGGUCAUGUUUUAACAGGUAGAAUAUGGUGUUAUUAUGGUGUGUUUGCUUGAUCCUGAACACCUGUUGAAAUAUAAGUAAUUUCAUUCAUAAUUACUCUAUUAUAUAAACAUGAGUCUAGGCUACAGGAUGAGCAAUAUUGUUAUAGAACAUAUUCUAUUGAUCCAAGUGAUUUCAUGAUAGUUCAAAUAUUUUAUUUGUUUAAUAUGUAUGAGAUUAUAUUCACAGUUAUUAUAAUCAUGUUUCAAGCAGAUUUAGGAUCAGGUCACCCCAUGUCCAUGUAAUCUUAUUCAUUGUGAUGUAAAAUAAAAACGGAUCCUAAACCAGCA
This is a messenger RNA of Salmo salar (Atlantic salmon), 6676 nucleotides long. It is a transcript of the gene trmt2b, whose product is annotated as tRNA methyltransferase 2B. Gene Ontology annotation, molecular function: tRNA (uracil(54)-C5)-methyltransferase activity, S-adenosyl methionine-dependent; RNA binding. The record is from RefSeq and is a predicted model, not a curated record. Gene Ontology annotation, biological process: RNA processing. NCBI's taxonomy places the organism in Eukaryota, Metazoa, Chordata, Actinopteri, Salmoniformes, Salmonidae.